AUGCAUUCCAUCACAGCUUACCGUCGCAGUGUUCAUGGUUUAGCAGGAACCUCUAAGCUCUCUGACGAACGUGUCCAAGAGAUCAUCUCCAAAGUCCUUUCCUUCGCCCCCUCGUCUUACAACACUCAGCCUGUCUGCAUUUCGCUCGCUUUGGGGGAGAAGCAUAAGGAGCUCUGGAGCAUUAUUCUCAAGGAGGCCGAGCCUGUCCUCACAUCGAUCAAUCUAGGUCUCUGGCAAAAGUUGGGCCCCAUGUUCCAAAGUCAUAAGGCUGCAUAUGGCUCCAUACUCUUCUGGGAGCGUGAGAUGCACAAGGCGACUGGUCAUAUUUUUGGCGAGUGGGGUGAUCACACUCAAGGCAUCUACCAGAUCCUUGUCUGGACUGCCUUGGAACUGGGGGGAGUGGGCGCUAACCUGCAGCACAUGAAUGCUAUUCCGGCCAUCGAGGCAACUAUAAAGAAAUUCGCGGGUGUCCCUGACGAUUAUAAACUGAAGGCCCACCUCAACUAUGGAGAUGAGCAAGCUGCUCGUCCCGAGAAACCCAUGAAACUGCCCAUUGACGAGACACUGACAAUUCUCUGA
Molecule: messenger RNA, 579 nt
Organism: Aspergillus udagawae
Lineage: Eukaryota; Fungi; Ascomycota; Eurotiomycetes; Eurotiales; Aspergillaceae
Exons: 3
Coding region: 1-579 (192 amino acids)
Biological process (GO): cellular response to oxidative stress
Source: RefSeq, a predicted model, not a curated record